AUGGACGACGAUGAUGAGGAUCGUUUCCUUUACGGCGAUGAUGAUGACGAAGAGAGCACGCCCACCACCACAACUCAGACCCCACAGCCGCCUGCUCAGAAGGAGGCUCAGCCCAUCAGCACCGUGGAGAAGGCUGAGAGCGACUCAUCAGAGGACGAUGACGACGAUGAUGAUGAUUUUGUCACUGGUGGAGCCGUGGACUUUAACACGUUCAAGCAACAAGCCGACUCCUACGCAGCCGCUGGCGGUGAGGGUGAGGAGGAGGAGGGCGCUCAAGGCACUGCAGCUGGAGCAGACGUGAGCCAAGGUGACGGCGACGGUGACCAGCUCGCCGAAACAGCACCGGCGGGCCAGCAAGUCAAGACCACUGCAGCGGAUAAGAAUAGCGAGGAACAUCGCACCCAGCAGCGCGAUCGUCAGGGCGUAGACCUUGAGACCCCAGGCCAGUAUCAAGGCGUCAACAUUUACGAGUGGUCCAUUGAUGUGUUGGAAGACAAGCCAUGGCGCGAGCCAGGUGCGGAUCUCUCCGAUUACUUCAAUUAUGGGUUUACGGAGCAAACGUGGCGGGCGUAUGCAGAAAAGCAAAUGAUCAUGCGGCACAACGUGAGGCAAGAGGCCCAGCAGUUGGCCAUGGGGACCUCGGGCGUUGCUCAACAACAAGGGCCCAUGGGUGGCGGCGGCCAUGGCCACCCGGGCAACAAUACAGCUCAGUUUGGGGUCAUGCCGGGAGGACCGCCUAACCAAAUGCCUCAUGGUGGUAACAUGAUGAACAUGAUGGGGCCCAACACGAGCAUGGCUGGGCCUGCCGGUGCGCCAGGCGGGGGUGGCUUUCCUCCCAUGAACAUGGGCAUGGGCAUGGGCAUGGGUAUGGCUAUGGGCAUGCCGAACCAUGGUGGACCGCCUCCCUUUCAUCAACAACAGCACCAGCAGCACCCACACCAGCAACAACAACGGCAGCAGCACCAGCCGCAGCAACAGCAGCAGCCACAGCAGCAGCAACAACAACAACAGCCGCAGCAACAACACCAACCGCAGCAGUCGCAACAACAACAGUCGCAGCACCAGGAGCAGCAGCAUCAACAGUCACACCCUCCUCCUCCUCCGCCAGGCCCACCACCGAGUCAUCAUCGGAACAGUUCAGAUGGCCAACGUGACCGAAGCAGGUCUUCGCGUGACCGACGGGACGAUGAUCGCCGCUACAGCCGCGAUGACCGCCGCGAGGACCGAGGCGGCCGUCGUUACGAGGACGAUGAUUAUUAUCGAGCCAAAAGAGACCGUCGUUAG
Messenger RNA from Monosiga brevicollis MX1, 1284 nucleotides. RefSeq lists its product as uncharacterized. NCBI's taxonomy places the organism in Eukaryota, Choanoflagellata, Craspedida, Salpingoecidae. The record is from RefSeq and is a predicted model, not a curated record. Gene Ontology annotation, molecular function: RNA binding. The transcript has 9 exons. The coding region runs from base 1 to 1284 and encodes 427 amino acids. Gene Ontology annotation, cellular component: mRNA cleavage and polyadenylation specificity factor complex.